Molecule: messenger RNA, 501 nt
Organism: Zychaea mexicana
Lineage: Eukaryota; Fungi; Mucoromycota; Mucoromycetes; Mucorales; Lichtheimiaceae
Exons: 4
Coding region: 1-501 (166 amino acids)
Source: RefSeq, a predicted model, not a curated record
AUGGGUCUCUUGUACCUGUUUGUUCUCGCCGUGGCCGCUGCUAAUUAUCUUUGGCAUGCCAACCCAAUCCUGCUAUUUUCCCUUGUCACCAUUGCCCUUGUGGCCUUUGUCGCCUGUGUUGAGUGUUGCACUUCGGUGCGCACGUCGAUUCGUCGCAUAUAUCUACAUGGUAUCGAUAACGAGGUCCACAAACGUGCAAUCAGUCGUUUGCGUAUUGGCAUAUUCAAUCCACGGCCAGCUUUCGGUUUGAAUCUAGACCCGAUGGAGGUGUUGGUUCAGAUGACACCUGUUCAAUCGCCUGUGACAAACACUCCUGCUCUUACUUUCCCUGCGCCGGCUGCUACCGUGGGUGAUUCCAUAGCAGCUGUUUAUUCUCCGGGUCCCCUGCACUUGCAUGGCUCCCAGGUUUCUGAACAUGUCUCAGUGAUCGAAGAGUCUGUGGCCCAAGAAACUGUCGUGGCAACCAAUCAUCAAGCUACGGACGACUCAACAAGAACGUGA